Durusdinium trenchii is the source of this 1665-nucleotide messenger RNA. NCBI's taxonomy places the organism in Eukaryota, Dinophyceae, Suessiales, Symbiodiniaceae. The record is from the annotation of a GenBank genome assembly.
AUGCCGCACACCGUUUGGGCGUGCGCAUGUGUGUUUUGGACCCCUUGGGCGAAUCCAGCCCGGCUGGCCAGGUGUCAGAGUUGUCAAUCAAGGGCAGCUUUCAGGAUGCUGAGAAGAUCAGAGCUGGCCAGCAAAUGUGACAUUUUGACCCUGGAGGUCGAGCAUGUGAAUGCCCAGGCUCUGGAGGAGCUCCAUCUCAAGGGCGUUCCUGUACAGCCGCUUCCCUUUGUGGUGAAGCUCAUCCAAGACAAGUACGAUCAGAAAGUGCAUUUGCAAAAGCACCGUAUUCCCCUUCCAGACUUUCUGAAAGUUGACAGCGAAGCUGAGCUGCACGAGAUCGGCGAGAAGUUUGGCUACCCUAUGAUGCUGAAAAGCCGCUUUGGAGCAUACGAUGGUAAAGGCAACGCAGUGGUGAGUGAUGCUGCAAGCAUCCCAGCAGCCUGGGAAAAGCUGGGAGGAAAGGCCGGCAAGAAGUUGUACGUCGAAAAGUGGGCACCUUUCAAGAUGGAACUCGCCGUUAUGGUCGCACGUGGUGUUGAUGAAACCAUGAAUGUCACAAUGCGCACCUACCCAGUGGUGCACACUGUGCAGCGGGAUAGCGUUUGCUUUACUUGCUUGACACCGCCAGUUGGUGUCACCCAGAAAGAGCAAGAACUUGCGCAGAAGAUCGCAACGGAUGCGAUCAAAAGCUUUGGCGAUGCCCGAGGCAUUUUCGGCGUUGAGAUGUUUCUUUUGGACGAUGGCUCGGUGCUGCUGAAUGAGAUUGCACCCCGACCGCACAAUACUGGUCACUACACCAUGGAAGCGUGUGGUGUCGACCAGUUCGAGCAGCAUCUCAGAGCAGUGUUGGGCUUGCCUCUUGGUGACUGUCACUUGCGUGUUGGCGGUGCUAUGAUGGUGAAUAUCCUGGGCCAGGGAAGCACCCCGGAACUUACGGCUCAGACGAUGGCACCUUUGCGUUGUGCGCUUCGUGUGCCAGAUGCUGGCAUCCAUUGGUAUGGCAAGGAUGGCUGCGUAAAGGGCCGCAAGAUGGGCCAUAUCACUGUGACUGGCUUCACACCAGCUAGUGCACUAGAGCAAAUUCGACCUGUCCUCAAAGCCGUUGAUGGUGAAGGAAACUCUUCGAGCAUCGAAGUGCCGCACAAGAGCUCACCUAGCGUGGGGAUCAUCAUGGGGAGCGACAGCGACCUUCCAACGAUGAAGGAUGCUGCAGUCGUGCUUGAUGAUUUCGGAAUCCCCUAUGAAAUCAGCAUCGUGUCCGCGCACCGAACGCCUGAGUACAUGUACGAGUAUGCCACGACCGCAGCAGAUCGCGGAAUCAAUGUCAUCAUUGCUGGUGCCGGGGGUGCAGCACACUUGCCCGGUAUGGUGGCAGCGCUGACGCCUUUGCCUGUGAUUGGUGUGCCUGUCAAGUCGUCAGCGCUGUCUGGCAACGACUCUUUGCUGUCCAUAAUGCAGAUGCCGAAAGGUAUUCCUGUGGCAACUGUGGCAAUUGGCAAUGCAGCUAAUGCUGGCCUUUUGGCUGUGCGAAUCCUUGGUGCUGCAAACCCAGGCAUGCGGCAAAAGAUGGCACAGUUCAUGGCCAAUGAAGCCACCACUGUGGAGAAGAAAAGGAGGAAACUCGAACAGGUCGGCUGGCAAGCCUAUUUGGCUGACAGCAAAUAG